AUGUCAGCAAGGCAACAGGCACCUGCUGUUGCUGGGUCUUCAUCCAGAACAGAAGUCACAAAUGUCACCUCUGUACCAGUUACAUUGACCCUACGAGGUGAAGGGGUUUCUUCGCGGCGCCAAGUGAGUUGGACUGAUGACGUAAUUGAUAAUGAGCAUAUGAACAAGAAAAAGUCAAAGAGUAAGUAUCAUUCAGUUAUUCAUUCCUAG
Messenger RNA from Sugiyamaella lignohabitans, 210 nucleotides. RefSeq lists its product as uncharacterized. The coding region runs from base 1 to 210 and encodes 69 amino acids. The transcript has a single exon. NCBI's taxonomy places the organism in Eukaryota, Fungi, Ascomycota, Dipodascomycetes, Dipodascales, Trichomonascaceae. The record is from RefSeq and is a predicted model, not a curated record. Gene Ontology annotation, cellular component: nucleus. Gene Ontology annotation, molecular function: protein serine/threonine phosphatase inhibitor activity; protein phosphatase 1 binding.